This is a messenger RNA of Sorghum bicolor (sorghum), 989 nucleotides long. RefSeq names its product ras-related protein RHN1. Bases 87 to 689 code for a protein of 200 amino acids. Lineage: Eukaryota; Viridiplantae; Streptophyta; Magnoliopsida; Poales; Poaceae. The record is from RefSeq and is a predicted model, not a curated record. Gene Ontology annotation, molecular function: GTPase activity; GTP binding. The transcript is spliced from 7 exons.
GAAGAAAACAGCUAGCAGACAUUCCUUAACCUCACCGCUCGUAUCAUCUGCCGCCCGCCCGCCGGCCGGGCACAAUCUCGUCGUCGAUGGGGAGCAGCGCCAUCAUCCAGGCCAAGCUGGUGCUUCUCGGGGACCUGGGAGCCGGGAAGACGAGCAUCGUGGUUCGGUUCGCCAAAGGGCUCUACUACGAGUGCCAGGAGUCGACGAUCGGAGCCGCCUUCUUCUCGCAGGUGCUGUCCCUGGACGAGGCCACCGUGAAGCUCGACAUCUGGGACACCGCCGGCCAGGAACGCUACCACAGCCUCGCCCCCAUGUACUACCGCGGCGCCGCCGCCGCCAUCGUCGUCUUCGACAUCACGAGCACGGACUCGUACGUGCGAGCAAAGAGAUGGGUGGACGAGCUUCAGAGACAAGGGAAUCCACAUCUGGUGAUGGCGUUAGUGGCCAACAAGGUCGAUUUGCAAGAAAGGCGGCAGGUUGGGACUCAGGAAGCCAUGGACUACGCGGAAGCAAACGGCCUCUUCUUCACAGAGACCUCGGCCAAGACAGCGCAGAACGUCACCGAGCUGUUCUACGAGCUUGCUGAAAGGCUGGUGAAAUUGAGGCCUAAUCGCCCCGCUGGAAUGAUCCUGCACGACGCCCAGCGUAGCGGCGACGGCAGCAGGUGGCGCUUCUGCUGCUCCGGCUGAACCAAGCAACAGAAUUUGUGAUGAUACAUAUAUGUUGUGGAAACGUUCUAUUGGCCAAAGUCAUGCAUGGAAGAAUGUACCCAGGUCAAUCUUACUGUUCGGUUUCAUGAUAUACAGACUGAUUAUAUGGAGUAUAUGGAAUUUCAAAAGUUCACUAACCAAAAAUUUGUGGUUGAUAUGAUGAAAAACUACAUACAUAUUUACGCAUCAAGAAGAUCUCCAAGGGGAAAGAUAGCAGAGGAUUCUGCAUGAACUGAGCUUUGCUUUGUUAAAAUUUGUACAGCGCAAGUGGUAAAAAAA